Messenger RNA from Dinoponera quadriceps, 2583 nucleotides. RefSeq names its product trichohyalin-like (gene twy). NCBI's taxonomy places the organism in Eukaryota, Metazoa, Arthropoda, Insecta, Hymenoptera, Formicidae. The transcript has 14 exons. Gene Ontology annotation, biological process: establishment of epithelial cell polarity; cilium assembly. Gene Ontology annotation, cellular component: centriole; ciliary transition fiber; ciliary basal body. Bases 26 to 2485 code for a protein of 819 amino acids. The record is from RefSeq and is a predicted model, not a curated record.
CGUGAAUGCGACGAAAACAGUAAAGAUGGUGGAGGAUAUGGACAGUUUGGACGACAAGCUGUUUAACAAUGCAUUCAAGAGAAAUCCGUCCUCAGAAGAUAGCAGAAGAAGAAUUACCUUUGCAGAUGAGGAUGAUCCGUUAGCUGAUUUAUUAGCAGAUAAAGAUGAUUUUCCACCAGGCCAAAGAAAUCCAGUAGCAGUAAGAGACAAGCGAAAUAUUAUGGAUAAUUUGUUCGAUGUAAAAGUUUCUAAUGAAUCAUUAUCGAAUUUGAAGCCAGGUAGUGAUAAACCAAAAGCAUCAGAUGAUAAGUCUAAAAAGUUAUCACUCAUGCAAGAUCUGUUUGGGGAUACGCUGCACACUUCUCCUUCAAAGGAAUCGAGUGCUAGCAAAAGAUCCAUACAGGCAGAACAAGAAGCAUCAGUUGUUGAAGUACCCAAGACACAGUCACAAUUCUCAACGUAUGCGCCAACAGCUUUAGGAACAAGAGAACCUCGCAGAGGCAAGAGAAGCUCGGAAAUAAUUAAUGAUCCUCUAGGAUUGCUGUCUCUGAGCACAGCAUCCAGUCAGACUCAGCAAUCUACAACUGAAAGGCAUGCCGCAUCCGCGGAUUCAAUUAGACGAAAAUCGGAGACUAAAGAUUACUUGCCAGAGUGGCUGGAGAUUAAGAAACCAUCGGAAGAUAAUACUCAAGAUAGAGCAACACCUGUUGAGGAAUUAUACAGCAGACAUAGAAGAUCUAGCUCUGAUAAAACCGCUCAAGCGAUGGCAAAUGCGCAACAAGAGGAGGAAUCGAGACUAUCAGAAUCAUUGCCGCAGGAGAAAGAACGAUUGAUAAAAUCAUCGGAUAAUCAAAAGGAAAUCAACGAACAGGAGAAACGGAAAGUUUUAAUUGAAGAAAAUCAGGGAAGCCUCAAGGCCAGUACAGCGAUUGUUUCAACGACUUCUAAUGUAAGUAAAAAUUCCAUGGAUGACAAUUUAAGUCGCAAAGAAACAGGUUACAAGAAUGUAAUUCAGAAGUUAGAACUAGAGAAAUCUCACUUGUCAGUAACGAUACACAGUUUAAAUGAAAAAUACGAAAAUGAAAUAAUGAUUCUGGAUGAGUCGUAUAAGCGACAAAUAGGAUUUCUCCAAGAGAGAACAGAUACGUUGGAAAAGAGAAUGCAACAGGAGCUUGAAUAUUUAGAGACAGACUACGAAGCAAAGAUCGAGAAACUGAAAAACGAGAGGAUUCAAAUUGAAGCGUUCUAUAAGGAAGAAAUACAAAAUUUGAAGAAGGAACAUGCGCAAUUUAUAGAAGAAAUUUACGAGCGACACUCGCAAAACAUAAGACUGCUGCAGAAGGAGCAUUUUGAUACGAUAGAGAAUAUAUUAAAAAUGAGAGAAAUCGAGAAUUUAGCUAUGACGACCAUAGCCACCCACAAGACUGAUCUGCAGAAUUUGUUACAGAAAGCUGAUUUUAUUGUAGAGAAUAUAAGAAAUGUGCAAGAGAAGACUGAUCAAAGAGACGACCAAAGUGUAAAAUUGAGGGAACACCACUUGAAGAACCAAGAGGAAGAUGUACAGAUACGGAAUGCAGAAGCGAAGAAGCAACAGGAGCUACUGGAGCAGGAACGCGAUAGGAUGAUGAAAGUAGCAGACAGAUUGGACUCGCACGUUGCGCAGUUAGUGCUUGAAUUAGAGAAGAAGAGCACCAUGCUCAACGAAGCGCUGGAAACGUUAAAAAGAAGAGAGCAAUUUCUGUCGCAUGAAAGAGAGGUAUUUGAGGAGAAAGUACAAUGGGAACGUAAUCAUUUACAGGCUUUAAAAGAAUCUUGGUUUAACGAACAAGAAAAGGAGCUGAGAGCUUUGACCAAAGAGAAAGAGGUGAUUGCGGCUAAGAAGAAGCAAUACGAAAUUCUCAGGACAAUCAAGGCUAAUUCUGACGGUAUUACAAAGAUAGAGUUAGCCGCUGCCAUAAAAGCGGCUCAAGAUGCUACCGCACUUGCGAAUCAGGAACGAUUGAAAUGGCAAGAAAAAAUCAGAGAUCUCGAGAUACAACAACAGAACUUGCAAGAGAAGGAGUACCGCCUCUUAGCUCGCGCACAAGACCUCGAAAAUUUUACACAGGUAGCUUUCGCGAAAAACGAAGAAGCUGUGAAAGCGCUGAAAGAAGUUCGUCACAUUGAAAAUGAACAUAAGGCCAAAUUCGACGCGCAUUUUGGCGUGUUGGCGCAUCGGCAAAACACAACUGCACAAAAGCUCAAUUUGGCGAGUGAGAGGUUAGCCUUGAAAACUGCACAAGUGGAAAAAUUGGAGAGAAGUUCGAAUAUCCCGUAUAGUUACGGACAUGCAAAUGCAGAUAAGCGAGCAUUGUCUAGUCAGCAAAACGCUCUUCAACUUACCACUCAUUUUACAGAAGUUGUAGAUCCUCAGUUGGUGAUGUUGAAGUUAGAUCUAGAUGACCAACUAGAUAAUGUUCAAUAUAUGACUGCCAUGAAAUUUUGAUGUCUGAUAAAUACAUAUUUGUAUAUUUCUCGCAUGAAAAGUGUCAGUUUGAUAUUUUGUGUAUUCUAAUGGUUAAUAAAUAUUGACGUACAUAUAUA